AUGGUCCCGCUGCGGCACCGGGCGAGCGCUACCAAAGAGGAAAGAAUAGUUAUCCUGGAAACUGAAAAUGCUGCUCUUCAUCUAAAACUUGCAGAGUACCAAGAAUUGGCUAGAAGAAGCACUAAUGAAGUAUUGCAGCUCUACUUUGCUCAUGGACAGCAGCAGAAAUUGCGGAGGAGUUCUGCUGUAAUCCAGCUGCAUGGAGCAAUAAAGAGGCUUAAGCAGGACCUGAAGAGCCUCCAUUCAUUUGCUCUUGAGCUUUCAAAAGACUUUCAGCGUCAAUGCAAGACUUAUCUUUACAGAGUUUUGACAGCAGUCCAAGGGAUACAGCUGCAAAAUGAAGCAAUGCAGAUGUUUCAGAUAAAAGCUUUUGAUCUUGAGCAGUCUCUACAAGAGGUGACAGAGAGAUAUGAGAAAGAAAAGCAAAAGAGGAGAUCUCUACAUAACAGCUUAGUUGAACUGAGAGGAAAUAUCAGAGUCCACUGCAGGAUCCGACCAUUACUACCUUUUGAUACUGCUGCUGGACAUUUGAUAUCACAAGACAGGCAAAGAAACUUUUCAGAAAAAGUGGUGUAUGCCGCUGAUGACGAAACUGUCCUUGUAAAGUGUAGCCGCCCUGGUCAUGCAUCAAUAAACAAGACUUUUCAGUUUGAGAGAGUUUACAAUGCUUCAGAGUCUCAAGACACAGUAUUUCUGGAUGUGGCCCCUUUGCUAACAUCUCUUCUGGAUGGGUACAAUGUGUGUAUCAUGGCUUAUGGGCAGACUGGAAGUGGGAAGACAUAUACAAUGUUGGGACCACAGUUAGAGGAGACCUUUGCACGCUCCAGAGAAGAUGACUCAGAACUUGGUAUUAUUCCUCGAGCUUCUCAAGAAGUGUUCAGGCUUAUUUCAGAAAAGCCACCAGGAAGUUACUGGGUUGAGGUUUCUGUUGUAGAAGUGUAUAAUAAUGAAAUUUUUGAUCUUCUGGCCAAAGACAGUUGUGGUAAAGUACUCGGCGUCAAACGUGAUGUUGUCACAACCAGAGAAGGAAAGAGCGAUGUUCCGUUGCUUACGUAUGAGACUGUUGAAAAUGCAUCUGAAUUUUUGCAUCUAGUCAACAAAGGUGUGCAGCUGAGAGUCAGGCACCCAACACUGGUGCAUGCUCAUUCCUCUCGAUCUCAUCUGGUAGUUACAUUGACCAUAACCACAAUUGUCUCUGGAGAUAACUUUGGUACUUCAUGGGAAGAUGAACAAACCAGUCAGAGACUACAUAAAGAGGUUUCUUGCACCUUUCCACAAAAAAUGAGAGACAGUAAAUCCACUUCUUCCAGACCCUCUUCCCCAGCACAACUUGAAGCAACUGAGAAAAUGAAGCAAGUCAAAACUAGAUUGCAGCUGGUGGACCUGGCUGGGAGCGAGUGUGUUGGUAUGUCUGGAGUGACUGGUGCAGCACUGAGAGAGACAUCAUUUAUUAACCGCAGCUUGUCUGCCCUGGCAGACGUUCUUGGAGCAAUAGCAGAACAGCGACCUCACGUACCGUAUCGAAACAGCAAACUUACGCAUCUGCUUCAGGACUCUGUAGGAGGUGAUGCUAAACUGUUGGUGAUGCUGUGCAUCUCUCCUGACCAGAAGUACUUAACAGAAUCGAUGCAGUCUCUGGGAUUUGGAACUCGUGCUCGGCAAGUUCAGAGAGGACAAGUCAGGAAAAAAAAUUUCACAGUGCUGAGUAAAGCAAAAUAA
Apaloderma vittatum (bar-tailed trogon) is the source of this 1719-nucleotide messenger RNA. It is a transcript of the gene KIF25, whose product is annotated as kinesin family member 25. Bases 1 to 1719 code for a protein of 572 amino acids. The record is from RefSeq and is a predicted model, not a curated record. The transcript is spliced from 15 exons. Lineage: Eukaryota; Metazoa; Chordata; Aves; Trogoniformes; Trogonidae. Gene Ontology annotation, molecular function: ATP binding; microtubule binding; microtubule motor activity. Gene Ontology annotation, biological process: microtubule-based movement.